AGAAUAUAAAAAAAAAACGGAAAGUAUAAGAGUUUCGAGAACUUGACUCUGAUUCUUUAAAAAGCUUUUAUAGGUACGAAGUGGCUGUUUUUAUAUGCAGAUAGCACGGAUGUACGGAUGAUAGUUAUCUUAUUGCUUAAGAUCAUAUAGGUUAAUUAUAUUACAUGGGAGUUAGUGUACAUUCUGGAAAAGCACACGGCAUUGUUAUUGAUUUCCAAAUGAUUAAUCAUUCAUGUAAAGUUACCUCCAGCUGCAUACGGCUGUUGGCUUUAACAGGUGUCUAUUGAGUAUAAAUAAAUCUAUGGAUGUUUGUUUAUGCAUAUAUGACUGAGGAGGAAUUAAUUAUAAAAAAAAGAAGCUAAUUGCUACAGCAUAUUGCUCUGGUUCGCUUCGGAAUUCAUCUUCUUACAUGGCGCAACUGAGUUAUAAUUUUAUGUUUCCUGCUUCCUGGAUGCAUUGAAUACGUUUUUGUUUUAACUGAAUUUACCUUGAACAUUGUUCAGAGCUGUGAUGUAUAUUUUGCGUAUGUUUUAAAAGAUAUUUUAAUUAGAAAAAAAGUUCAAGGAAAUUUGAAGCUAUGUAAACAACAUGGAUUUAUUUGGAUUUUAUGUGACCUAUUAUAAGUAAUUACUUCACAUAUUAGUGGUGUACUGUUUUAAACGUUUUGAAAUUACAUGCACGUUGCACGAGAAUCUGGAUGUUUCGAAUGAUCCUUUAUCGUCUUUUCCCGCCGUUACGGAAACAUUUGCUUCUUACGAAAGAAAACCAUCAUGAUAUCGAUGAUUUGGAGAUGCAGGUGGUCCGGUAUAAACCAGAAGGUCUAGACAUUCUUUGUAAAAAUACAAAAUUUACCAGAAAAGAGUUACAAAUUAUGUACAGGGGAUUCAAGCAGGAAUGUCCUACAGGUAUAGUAAACGAGGAGACAUUCAAAGAAAUCUACGCUCAAUUUUUCCCACAAGGGGAUUCCAGCAUGUAUGCUCAUUAUGUGUUUAUGACAUUUGAUCACGACCGUAACGGCUCGAUCAGUUUUGAGGAGUUUGUUAUGGGCUUAUCAGUACUUGCUAGAGGUAGUUUACCAGAACGAUUACAGUGGGCUUUUAAUUUAUAUGACAUUAACGGCGACGGUAUUAUAACAAAAGAUGAAAUGACUGACAUUGUCGGGGCCAUUUAUGAAAUGAUGGGUCGAUUUACUCAACCAGUUAUAGAGGAAUACAGUGCACGUGAACACGUAGAUAAAGUAUUUUCGAAAAUGGACCUAAAUAAAGACGGUGUGAUAUCAUUCGAAGAAUUUAUGGAUUCUUGUCGGAUGGAUGAAAAUAUUGUUCGCGGAAUGACAUUAUUUGAUACUGUUCUUUAGCAUAAUCACCGGCAACAUGCUUCACCCACAUUCGAUCUUCACGUUGUUCUUUCUCUACACUGUCUACCAGACACCUUUGGGAGCUAUUAACUCCUUGUUUCUUGAACAAUAAACGUUCCAAAUAAGGAUAGUAUACACGUUGUGACAGCUUUAUGAUGUGAGGUUAUUAUCUCUACACAAAGAACUACUUUUCUUUCUGAGGAAAUAUCGGAUGUAAAUUGUCGAAAUUUUAUUAAAAAUAAUCACCCUCUAAGGAUUCUUACGCGGAGCAAGUUUAAUACCGAUAAUUGCAGGUUAUUUAGCAUGGAACUGUACAAUACGAGUGCUUAUUUCUUGAAAAGAGUAUAUCUACACAUGUAAGACGCAAUGGCCUUUUCCAUGUGACUAAAUGUAAUGUUACAUGGAAAAGGUCGUACGCACUCAACUGUCCGAUAUAGAAAGUAAUAUUGGACACUACAGUGUCCAAAAUAGGAAAUUGUACAUUGGACAAGCAUGUGGUGCAUUUUAAAGCAACCAUUUGAUAAAACUAGUUGGUACAAAAUAAUAACUGAUGUAUUUCGAGAUUGGUAUUAUCACGUGUAGUAGUUAUUCCGGGGGAACCUAUUUUAUGGUGGGUUUUUUUUUCUUCAACGGACGGGUUUUUAUUAAAUUCUAUAAUUGACAUCCGUUUUUUUGUUGUCAAAAUAUUGAAGCGUUGAUAAACAUGUAUUGUGCAAUAUUUUGAAACAUUCAUUACUUCUGUUAUAUAUAAAAAAAAGUUAUGCAUGCACCAAAACGACAAUAUAGGUAAAUAAAAACUCAGAACUAGACAAGAGUUCAUCUGUGUAAGGGAAUAAGUAUUAAUGCCACCUUGAUUUUUGUCACCGCAUUAAUAUUACAAUUGAACAGCUAAAUCUAUUAGUUUUGUCUUUUACUGAGAUAGAAGAAAUAUCUUCGCAUUUCUUAUUCAGUUUACAAUCUUUUCUUAACCACUCUGAUAUCAUUUCAGUGUAAAUAUUUCAUUUGAAUUAAUAAUCUUAAAAUGACUGUCAUAAGUUUCCAUGUUUGUUUUUUAUACUGUAUUCCACAUUUCACGACAUAAAAUGUAAAUGUUAUAUAUAAAUUCUUGCAUACCAAUGUCAAUACGUGUUUUUGGUUAUACACUGUCACUUAGUGCUGGAAUACAAACAUUGACAUAUAAACUUAGUGCCAGUAUUUAAUACAAGCAUAUAAACAUAGUAUUAAUGAUAGACACUAGAGUUGGUUUAUAACACUAGUAUCUAAACAUAGUGCGGUAUAUAUCUUAACACUAGUGUUUAAACAUAAUGUUGGUAUGUAACCCAAGUAUUUAAACACAUGUUGGAACAAAACAGUAGUGUUGGUAUAUAACAUUAGUACUUAAAUACAGUGUUGAUGUAUAACACUAACGUUUAAAUAUAGUGAUGGUAUAUGAUACACGUAUUUAAACAUAGUGCUGGUAUUAAACACUAGAAUUUAAACAUAGUGCUGGAAUUCAACACUAUAAUUUAAACAUAGUGCUGGUUUAUAUAACACUUGUAUUUAAAUGGUUUGUUACAUAACACUAUAAAUUUAACAAUCUCACUGGUCUAUAGCACUAGCAUAGUGCUUGUCAAUAACACUAACAUCUAAAACAUAGUGUUGGUAUUUAACACUAGCAUUUAAACAUAGUGCUAGUAUUUAACACUAGACACUACACUAGAACUGAUUAGUAAUUGCCAGCAGUAAAGAACCAGACCAGCCUGUACAUUCGUAUAUAGCGCUGGUAAAGGGGGUUUAUUUGAUUUUCUUUCUUUACCACUACAUUUCAUAUAUAACAAGGGACACAACUCAAAGUAUUAUGAGUAAAUCUUUUCUUAAGGUACUUUAACAUAACAGAUAUACGUACGUAGCAUUUUAAAAUUAACUUCAUUUGAUAUCUUUGUAAAAUUCGUAUUUAAUAAUGCUAUUUUAAUUUAAUGAGUUAAAUAGACAAAUUGAAAUAAUACAAUCGUUACAAUAUACUACCUGGCGCUAGAACUAAGAAUGCUUAUAAGUACUACCCACGACUGGACGUGUACGACAGCGUGGGGAAGGAAGAACCUACCUUUUAUUCCUUUUGUAAAUUAUAUAUAGUGGUAAAGGGGAAAAUUGAGAGUAACUCCACAUUUUAAAAUUGCCAGAUUAAUAGUUUUGGAGAAAAUACCGGUACUGGGAAAGUUUUAUUAUAAACAGGCGUAGAUUUUAUACAUAACAAUCUGUAACGUCGAUCUGUGUUAAUAUUUAAAAAACAGAAAAAUAUGCAUGUUCUUUGUUAAUAAAUUAGCGUAUAUUUAAUAGAGAGAUCUGUAACGUCGCUCUGUGUCAAGAUUUCAGAAAUUUGUUUUAAUGUUUUAUGUUUUGUACAGUAAUGAUUCGCCAUCCACAAAUUACGAUUUUACUGUUGGAGUACUUCCUCUUUAAUACAUGUAUAUAUACACCAUGAUUUAUUGUCUCAUCGAUUUACUUGACCAAUAUAAUUUUACCAAAGUUGUUGAAUGCUGAUUUGUUUGAGUAGUUGUGUAUAUUUUUAUGUUAACAUGAUUCAUGUUUUUAUGUUAUAACUAACAUGAUAUAUAACAUAAUCUACACGACAGCCCAAAUCAAACAUGAUGUAUUUGUUAAAUUAACAAAUUUUCAUUAUAAAUAAUAUUCCGGGUAAUCAUCCAGUAUGAGAAGACAUCUUGACCUUAUUUAAGUUAUAUAUUAUAUUGUUCAGUUUUUUUGGACAUUUUUUCUUAGGUUGUUGUUUCUCUUUGUUUUUUUUAUUAAUAUUUUGACGUUUACUUUUUACAGAGCAGAUUUUCUUCUUAUGCACAUGUUUCAAAUGUACUGUAAAAAUUUGCCAAUAAAAUACUGAGUACGAAGUAUUUUUAAUAUAGUUUGACUUAAAUAUUCACACACAAAAACCAAAAACAGAUUUUUAUUUCAUAACAUACAAAACAAGUCUGAAAACUAUAUUUCUUGCUCAUUAAACAAGAACGAAUAUGUCUCUUUUUUACAAAUUUCAUUGAAUGUUAUGUACAGUGUAACCGGUGUACAGCGACCGUCUGAAUAACAACACCAUCUUUAGAAUAACAGUCUCAAAUCUUCCAAAAAGUAAGAUGUAACAAUAAAUUUAACCUACAUAUAGUAUCACUUUCAAUAAGAACCAAAAUCUAAGUCUCCCAAAGGAUCUUGCUCUUCAGAGGUUGUCAUGUUUUAUAAAUACUCAAGUAAACAAAAUCUUAAUUGGUUUACGUAAAUAAAAAACAACAAAUUACAAUGUUCUUAACUGUGGAAAAACAAAUCACAUGAUAUAUUAUCAACUGAAUGAUAAAGAGAGCAAAUAAAAUAACAGUAUUAUACAUUUUUUUCCAAAUACAUGUAUAACUUUUGUUCAAAACCUUGUUAAAUAUAUUGUUUAGCCUAUUAACCCUUUGUAACACAUUAUUUAAGUAAACCAUAUUAAUGUUUGUCAAUUUUUAUAUGAAUAAUGAAUGACGCGAGAAACGCCAUUGAAAAUUAUUUUCAAUGCCUUUUUUCUCUUUUUUUGUUGAUUUCUUACUUUAAGAAAAUAAUGUUAAUGAAUUGAAAGUUUUAUUGAAUGUAUGUCACAAUGUAUAAAUGAUAACAAAACUGAUAAUAAAUUGUUACAUUUUCCUA
This is a messenger RNA of Ruditapes philippinarum (Manila clam), 5017 nucleotides long. RefSeq names its product Kv channel-interacting protein 4-like. NCBI's taxonomy places the organism in Eukaryota, Metazoa, Mollusca, Bivalvia, Venerida, Veneridae. Gene Ontology annotation, molecular function: calcium ion binding. The transcript is spliced from 7 exons. The coding region runs from base 698 to 1357 and encodes 219 amino acids. The record is from RefSeq and is a predicted model, not a curated record.